AAUGACUUGGUGGACAAAAUCGCAAAGGAUUGUGGGAAGUUUAGUUCUCGCUGGAUGUCGCUUGGCUGAUAACACCGCGAAAGACUAACGAAGCAAAUUACCACCGCAAAUAAAACAUUAGCCUCGCAUUCAACAUAAACAGAUGCUCUUUAUGCAUCAAAUCCGGAUCCAAUCGGGUGGACUGAGCCUGUUUGCGAAGAAGAACGACUCAUUUUGGGUAAAAAUAAACAGGAAGUUGUUAGCGUUGUGGGACGUGUAGUUCCGCUUGCAGGCCACUGAGCUUUAUAACAGCGUAUAGAAUAAAGAAACAACAUUUAAAUAAGCUAAACUUAACCCGAACACUUUGUGUUUGGCAUUGGCGUGGCAGUAAACAUGCCCGGGUUCACCUGCUGCGUGCCUGGGUGCUACAAUAACUCGCAUCGGGAUCGGGAGCUGCGCUUCUACACAUUUCCCAAAGACACCACGCUGAGGGAGAUGUGGCUGAGGAACAUCUCCCGGGCCGGGGUCAGCGGCUGCUUCAGCACCUUCCAGCCUACCACGGGGCACCGAGUCUGCAGCGUGCAUUUCGCCGGUGGGAGGAAGACCUACACCGUCAGAGUGCCGUCCCUCUUCCCUCUGCGGGGCGUGAAUGAGCGCAGGAGUCGACGGGGCAGAGGCAGGAAAGUGUCUGCGGCAGCUGCUGCUCCUGCCCCCGCUGCUGCAGCCACCUCCGGGAUUGUUAUCACCAACGUCCUGGGUACCACGGCAGAAGGAGCCGAGGGCAACACUGGAGGCGAGGCGAGCGACGACAGCAUCACCGUGGUGCAGAUAGGUCAAAACGGGGAGUACCUGGGCACGGCGCGGCUGCCGAGCCAGACAGAGGGGACUUGUUACGCGGCGCCAAUUGGCACCUCAGAAGAGCCGAUUGGCACCGACGGCUCCAUUCUUGAAACCACGUCCACUUUGCUCCAGCAGCCCGUGCAGUACGUGAGUGUCACUAGCAGCCCACUGGACCACUCGUACUCACUGACCACCGGCACCACGUCUGCAGAGCUGCUGCGUAAACUGAACGAGCAGCGGGACAUCAUCGCACUGAUGGAGGUGAAGAUGAAGGAGAUGAAAGCGACCAUCCGUCAGCUCCGGGUGGCUGAGGCCAAGCUGCAGGAGGAGGUGCGGGAGCGAGACAGGCUGCUGUACGGGGGGAACUCGGUGGCUUUUAGUAUCCGGAAGAAAAUCUGAAGGAUGAACAUAAACCUGAGAGACUCGGACUAGAGAUACCGAGGUGUUUGAAGACUGCAGAUCCAGCUCUAUUUUGUAUAAACACUACGAGCGAUGACAAUUUAUUUUCAGCAAGUAGAACUGACUUUUCGUAGGCCUGAUGUAAAAAAAAAAAAGAAGUCUGCUGGCUAGUUCAUGUAGCUAAUAUGGAUAACCCUCAUUGCUCAUUAUUUAGGAACAUGCACUGUAAUAGGCUAUAUUUAACAUACUCAUAGUAUGCACAGACUGACGUGCAGGCUUACACAUUUAUUACCAGACUGACGAGGGAGAUGCUCAAGACUGCCUAUAGUUUCAUAGAGGGGUUUCUCUUGAAGAUUCUUAUUAAGGUGUUUUUAUUUACCUAUGAACUUAAAUUAGGGGGUUGUGGCAGAAACAGCCCACCGUAGAUUUAUAGAGGUGAUGUAAAGUAUGCCAGGAUGGAGUAGAACUUUUUGUAAACCAAACACUAUUCUUGGCACACCUCUGGUGUUAGUGAACAAAAUAAAGCGCUAUCAUUGCUCAAGUUGCCUUUGACAGUAUCUUAAUGAUCUUUUAAAAGGAUGAUUCUUGAAAACUUGCAUUAAGUUACAACUGUUGAACUUUUUUUUUUCCUGUGUGGAAGUCUUACGAAACAUGUUGUCUAGAUACUUACUGCAACUUGAACCUGUACCUUGUCUACCCCCAUAAAUUGUUGUGUAAAAACAGCAGCAGCUUGUUUCAGUGUGAUACCUGGUUUAUUUUUAUCUGCCUGUUUAUGAUCAGAUGUUUUCUCCCUGCAGAUGUUGAGCGGUUGCAUAUCUCCGCAUAUGUCAUCUGUGUUUUUAAGGAUGUUCCACAGAUUUUUGAUCGGACAUCAAUGCUCUGCUGUUAUUUUGAAGUAAAUUUUAUUUUAAAAUGGA
Notolabrus celidotus (New Zealand spotty) is the source of this 2135-nucleotide messenger RNA. RefSeq names its product THAP domain containing 11 (gene thap11). Lineage: Eukaryota; Metazoa; Chordata; Actinopteri; Labriformes; Labridae. The transcript has a single exon. Gene Ontology annotation, biological process: regulation of transcription by RNA polymerase II. Gene Ontology annotation, cellular component: nucleoplasm. Gene Ontology annotation, molecular function: RNA polymerase II cis-regulatory region sequence-specific DNA binding. The coding region runs from base 373 to 1218 and encodes 281 amino acids. The record is from RefSeq and is a predicted model, not a curated record.